Messenger RNA from Hydractinia symbiolongicarpus, 1533 nucleotides. RefSeq names its product zinc metalloproteinase nas-14-like. Bases 1 to 1461 code for a protein of 486 amino acids. NCBI's taxonomy places the organism in Eukaryota, Metazoa, Cnidaria, Hydrozoa, Anthoathecata, Hydractiniidae. Gene Ontology annotation, biological process: proteolysis. The record is from RefSeq and is a predicted model, not a curated record. The transcript is spliced from 7 exons. Gene Ontology annotation, molecular function: zinc ion binding; metalloendopeptidase activity.
AUGAAGCUUCUACUAGUGUUGUUGAUUGCAGUAAACAUUCCUGACAUUUCGAGUAUACCUACUCAUUUAAAACAAGAGAGUGCUGCUAUGGAUGAUAUAUUGACUGUCAACAACGAAAAUCCAGAUUUUGAAUUACUGUAUGGAGACGAAAGAUUAACACAGCAACAAAUGCUGGACAUGAUGGAGAAUGACAUUGGACACAAAAGAAAAAGAAGAGCCUUAACGAAACGAAGUAGAGGUUUAAGAUGGCCGAACAACGAAUUCCAUUACACAUUAUCCAACGAUUUCUCGUUUGAACAGAAAACAACCAUCCGAAAUGCGAUUAAUAUUAUUGCCUCCAGCACUUGCAUACGUUUUAUGGAACAUUCGAUCGGAAGUGCACCAACUGCUCAUGUUGCGAUGUUUCCUGGUUCUGGAUGUUGGUCUUUCAUUGGACGUACUGGUAGAAAGCAAGAUCUUUCACUUCAAAGCAACGGAUGCGUUUUCUCAGGAAUUAUUAUACACGAAGUAAUUCACGCACUUGGAGUUUAUCAUGAACAAUCAAGAGCUGAUCGAGAUCAAUUCGUUACAAUUAACGUUCAAAAUGUACAACCUGGUUUAGAACAUAACUUUAACAGACAUGACACGGACAGUUUGGGUGUGUCGUACGACCCUAAAUCAGUGAUGCACUACGGCAAUCGUGCCUUCUCCAACGGUAACGGUCCAACGAUUGUUUGGAAACAAGAUCCUUCUUUGAUACUUGGUGGACAAGUUUUGACAGAGAAAGAUGUUCUACAAUUAAAUUUAUUUUAUGAAUGCUCAAAUCCUGUUACGACCACCACUACAACCACGACCACUGCACCAACCACCACAACCACUCAACCAACCACUCAACCAACCACCACAACUACCACAACCACUCGACCAACCACUACAACUACCACAACCACUCGACCAACCACCACAACUACCACAACCACUCGACCAACCACCACUACUACCACAACCACUCGACCAACCACCACAACUACCACAACCACUCGACCAACCACUACAACGACAAAACCAACCACUACUACAACUUCGACUACAACAUCUACCAGAACCACCAGUCCUACUACUAAAACUGCAACGACCACUAAGCCCUUAACAACUACAACUACUACCACGACUCGAUCAACAAGCCCUCCGACUGGAGUAUGCGGAGAUUCAUCAUAUUAUUGCAUCUCUGUUCAAUUUAAAAAAUCUAAACUAUGCGGAUUGUACGGUAACGUGUGCCGUCGCACCUGUGGCUUGUGCACUGGUCCUGAUAGCGAAAUGUGCUUAAACCAUAGCGACAAAGCAGGCCAAUGGUAUUGCAAAUGGAGAGUUCAAUACGGAGCUUGUCAACACCGAUACAACUGGUACCGUUUACGUGUGAAGAAAAGUUGUGCUCGAAGCUGCUGUGAACGUGGUGAAUUAUACACACUUCCUGGAGUGUAAAUAUUUUUAAAUCGAUGGAAGUCUGUAUAAUGUUUGCCAUAGGGUCACUUUUAAUUUACACUAGUCAUUUGU